AGCACGUUGAAGGCGAGCUCUAGCUGACAUGGAGCUGAUGAGGAGCUGAGGGAUGGAGUUAGAAGCCAUUCAGUUGGAAGAAGCACAUGUUCAUCAUGUAUACAAGCAAACAGCACCUUACUUCAAUGAGAUCCGAAGCAAGGCCUGGCCAUAUGUCAGACAGUUCCUCUUGGACCAAGAACCAGGCAGUAUCAUUGCUGAUAUUGGAUGUGGGACUGGAAAAUAUCUCAGUGUGAACAGCCAGGCUUACAAGCUGGGCAGUGAUUAUUGUAACCCUUUGGUGGAGAUUGCCAAAAGCCAUGGACACGAAGUCAUGGUAUGUGACAACCUCAUUCUUCCCUACAGGGACCAGUGUUUUAAUGCGGUCAUUUCCAUUGGAGUGAUUCAUCAUUUUUCAACAAAGGCCAGGCGAAUUAGAGCAAUAAAAGAAAUGGCGAGAACUUUGCUCCGUGGAGGUCAAAUGAUGAUUUAUGUAUGGGCCAUGGAACAAAAAUAUCGUCGCUUUGAUAAACAAGACAUCUUUGUUCCUUGGAACCGAUCCCUGUGUUCUAGACCAUCAUCAGAGUCUAGUCAAAAUAAUAAUCAACCCAUAGUCGGAAGGAAUUUCAAGGCAGAAGAUAAAGACUCAAUAAAGGCAGUUCAAAGUGAAUGCAGCACAAUGUUGUCUCUUAGACAGGAUCAACACACAAUACUUUCAUACAGAAGUGACAAUCAAACUUUGUUAGAAAAUUGCUGCCCCAGGAUGUUCAAAGAUCAAGAGUAUCGACUUUACAAGAAUCUGGGAAAAUCACUUCGUUCGUGGUUCUUCUCCAAAUCACUUGACGAGGUUACAAUGCAGUCACACAUUGACCAACUAAAGUCAAUGAAGCAGUCACCGGACCUAAUGCAUUCAUGGAGAAGUACUACUGUUUCCAUGCAGCCUGUGGGAAAGUUGGGCAUAUCAUCCCGGCACUGCAGUUUGGAAGCAGAUUGCCCACCACUGGUGAAGACAGACAGUUUUGAUGAGGAAGUGUUUGCUGAAAAUCCAAAGCAUGAAGAAGCACAAUGGUUAGAGACCAGAAAUGUGAACUCAUUAAAAACAAAGCAAGGAAAACAGCAAGGUGAAAUAAGCAGACCAGGAGAUCUAAAUCCUUUUCGGACUAACUCUGUAGAAGACAGUCAGAUGCAUGAAGGAGCACAAAAGUCUGAGGGAACUGGGGCCAGGGUUUUUAAAAGGACUUCAACAACAGAGUCAACAGACUCUGUGAUUGACAGUAUCAAAGCUGUGGCUUUGGAUGAUAAGGAAGAGAUAAUUCCAGAUGCCACAGAAUUCAUGCGAUAUUAUCAUGUCUUCAGGGAAGGAGAAUUGGUUCAGCUCAUCGAAGAGAAUGUGCAAGAACUUCACAUUCAGAGUUCCUGUUAUGAUCAUGGCAACUGGUGUGUCAUAGUAGAAAAACAAUAA
Messenger RNA from Hypanus sabinus (Atlantic stingray), 1441 nucleotides. RefSeq names its product probable tRNA methyltransferase 9B. Gene Ontology annotation, cellular component: cytoplasm; nucleus. NCBI's taxonomy places the organism in Eukaryota, Metazoa, Chordata, Chondrichthyes, Myliobatiformes, Dasyatidae. The coding region runs from base 53 to 1441 and encodes 462 amino acids. The transcript is spliced from 4 exons. Gene Ontology annotation, molecular function: S-adenosylmethionine-dependent methyltransferase activity; tRNA binding. Gene Ontology annotation, biological process: tRNA wobble uridine modification. The record is from RefSeq and is a predicted model, not a curated record.